Molecule: messenger RNA, 3370 nt
Organism: Alternaria alternata
Lineage: Eukaryota; Fungi; Ascomycota; Dothideomycetes; Pleosporales; Pleosporaceae
Product: coatomer subunit beta
Exons: 10
Coding region: 283-3150 (955 amino acids)
Biological process (GO): intracellular protein transport; endoplasmic reticulum to Golgi vesicle-mediated transport; intra-Golgi vesicle-mediated transport
Cellular component (GO): cytoplasm; COPI vesicle coat
Molecular function (GO): structural molecule activity
Source: RefSeq, a predicted model, not a curated record
GACACCUGGAGGUAAACAGCCAAGUCCAGCAUUGCACCCCGAUACCCAAGAAGCAACCUCUUCGCGCCAGGGCAAUUCCGUCUCUUCACCCCCGCCACCUGCCUGCAGCUGCGCCAAAGCUCACGACCCUCUGCACCGCCCAAGUCGAUCGAUACACGUAGCAUCCCACUUAUUCUGGACACCAAGGGACACUGAGGGCUGAAGGCCUUUGAGAGUCACGUUAUCGCAGCUGGAUACUGUAUAUCUCGGGACCAUCGCAUAUACCAGAGCCAGACGGGCAUCAUGGCGGCCUUCCUCGAGAACUCGUACAGUCUGGUGCACCAGGACAAUGCUGCCGACGUACCAUCACAGAAUGAGCUGAAGAAUGCUCUGGAAAAGGGCAGCGAUGAGCAGAAGAUCGAGACUAUGAAGAAGAUCCUCUCGAUUAUGCUCAAUGGCGACCCCCAGGCCGGUUUACUCAUGCACAUUAUCCGAUUCGUCAUGCCCAGCAAGUCGAAGCCGCUCAAGAAGCUCAUGUACUUCUUCUUCGAGGUAUGCCCCAAGCACGACGCUCAGGGCAAGCUACGGCAGGAAUGGAUUCUCGUCUGUAAUGCGAUUCGAUUCGACCUGCAGGCGCCCAACGAAUACGUACGAGGAAACACAUUGCGCUUCGUAACCAAGCUACGAGAUGCUGAACUUGUCGAGCCCCUACUACAACCGGUGCGCCAGUGCCUAGCACACCGACACGCAUACGUGCGAAAGAACGCAACCUUCGCUAUCGCGUCCAUCUUCACACAUCUCCCCGAACUCAUGCCAGAUGCGCCCGAUCUUCUGGUAACAUUCCUAGACGACGAGAACGACCCGACUUGCAAGCGCAAUGCCUUCGCCGCCCUCGUCUCCGUCAGCCAUGAAAAGGCUCUCGAAUACCUCAGCACCGUCUUUGACGCCAUACCCAACCACGAAGAGCUUCUCCUUCUCGCUGAACUAGACUUUAUCCGCAAAGAUGCUAUUGUAAACCCAUCCAACAAGGCCCGCUACCUCCGCUUGAUCUUCGACCUCCUCGAAUCCCAAGUCUCGACCGUCAUCUACGAGGCCGCCCACGCCCUUACAACCCUCACAAGCAACCCAGUCGCCGUAAAGGCUGCUGCUGCAAAGUUUGUGGAGCUGGCUAUCAAGGAGCCCGACAACAAUGUCAAGCUGAUUGUCUUGGAGAGGGUUGACCAACUACGACACAAGAAUGAAGGAGUCCUUGAUGAUCUGACAAUGGAGGUUCUCCGUGUGCUGUCCAGCACCGACCUGGACGUCCGGAAGAAAUCGCUCAACAUCGCAAUGGAGAUGAUCUCAAGCAGGAAUGUCGAGGAAGUCGUCCUGCUGCUGAAGAAGGAGCUAAUGAAGACGGUGGACGAACAAUACGAGAAGAACCCCGAAUACAGAUCGCUCCUCAUCUCGUCGAUACACUCCGCCGCCAUCAAGUUCCCCGAAGUCGCAGCAAGCGUCGUCGGAUCACUCAUGGACUUCAUCUCCGAUGUCAGCAGCAAUGCUUCUGCAGUCGACGUCAUUUCGUUUGUCAAGGAGGUUGUUGAGCGCUUCCCAGAUUUGAGAGCUUCCAUCAUCGAACGACUGGUCUCGACUCUUGGCGAAGUACGCGCCGGCAAGGUUUACCGUGGUGUGCUCUGGAUCAUCGGAGAGUUCUCCCUCGAGGCCAAGGAUAUCCGUGACGCAUGGAAGGGUAUCCGUUCAUCACUUGGCGAGAUUCCCAUUCUUGCUUCUGAGCAACGACUGCUGGACGAUGCAUCAGAGGGCAAAGAGAGUAGUGAACAAGUCAACGGACACGCAAAGGCAGCUCCAACCGGAUCAAGGAAAGUGCUCGCUGACGGCACCUAUGCAACUGAAAGUGCUCUGACUUCCUCCGCCGCUGCCAAGGCAAAGCUCGAGGCGGUUAAGAACUCACAGAAGCCUCCACUACGACAACUUCUCCUCGACGGCGACUACUAUCUUGCCACAGUUUUGUCCAGCACUCUCACCAAGCUUGUCAUGCGCCACAAGGAAAUCUCAAAGGACGACGCUCGCACCAACGCUCUCCGCGCCGAGGCCAUGCUCAUAAUGAUCUCAAUCAUCCGUGUUGGCCAGUCGCAUUUCGUCAAGACGUUUAUUGACGAAGACUCCAUCGACCGUAUCAUGUCCUGUGUUCGUUCGCUCUCCGAGUUCUCGCAAAGAAAGGAGCUUGAGACUGUCUUCUUGGAGGACACCCGGAGAUCAUUCCGAACGAUGGUUCAGACGGAAGAGAAGAAGCGAGCAGCCAAGGAGGCUUCCGAGCGUGCAAAGUCGGCUGUCAACGUUGAUGACUCUUUCAACAUCCGCCAGUUAAAGAAGAAGGACGCGGAUGGCAGUGACGGUGUCGAGCAAGAUCUAGAACUCGCCACUGGAGGCGACACUGCGACUGAGGAUCUCACAUCCAAACUCAGUCGCGUCGUACAGUUGACUGGUUUCUCAGACUCAGUCUACGCAGAAGCCUAUGUCAAGGUUCACCAAUUCGAUAUCGUUCUCGAUGUUCUUCUCGUGAACCAGACAACUGAGACAUUACAAAACCUCACUAUCGAAUUCGCAACACUCGGUGAUCUCAAGGUAGUCGAGCGCCCUUCAACGCAGAACGUUGGACCCCACGACUUCAUCAACAUCCAAGCGACGAUUAAGGUCUCAUCUACCGACACUGGUGUCAUCUUUGGAAACAUCAUCUACGAAGGUGAGAAGGGUGUCGACUCCAACGUUGUCAUUCUCAAUGACGUCCACGUCGACAUUAUGGACUACAUCAAGCCCGCGCAAUGCACAGAAACGCAAUUCCGGACCAUGUGGACCGAGUUUGAGUGGGAGAACAAGGUCAACAUCAACUCCAAGGCCAAGACGCUACGUGAUUUCUUGAAGCAACUCAUGGCAUGUACCAAUAUGAGCUGCUUGACUCCAGAAGCAUCGAUGAAGGGCGACUGCCAGUUCUUGUCAGCCAACUUGUAUGCCAGGAGUGUUUUCGGUGAGGACGCUCUGGCCAACUUGAGCAUCGAGAAGGAAGGCGACAGUGGUCCCAUCACCGGGUUCGUCCGCAUAAGAAGUCGCUCCCAAGGCUUGGCAUUGAGCUUGGGAUCGUUGAAGGGUCUGAAUAAGGUUGGUGUGGCAUGAGUUCCCGGCUAAAAAGCACUUACUACUCGUCCGGGGUAACGGGAGAUGGGCGUUUUGUUCCUAAAGAAAGGGUAACAAAAAGGAAGGCUUCUCGCUUGGCUUUUAGUCCUGGAGUGUUGCAUUUGGGCGCGUUGAAGCAAAGACAUGAUGGAUAGGGUGAAUGCUAAUUUAGCAUUGCUGCAUGUAUUGAAGACAUAAGAAUUCAAGAUCUCAAUUCGGA